GGAAAAGAUAUAACAACUACUAUAAAUGCUUAAAAACUGAAAUCAUGUAUGGACCAUUGUUGACUUUUAUUGUUGACAUCUACAUUUCAUUCUCUAUUUUGUGAAUAAUUCAAGAUUUUUAAAGUAUAACAAAUAAAUAGCGAUGAAAUGAACGCGAUAGUUGGUUUGUGCCAUUUUUGUGAGGCCCACGGCCCGCGACCCUUGUUUUGUACGUUCACGACUGAUCAUGAUAAACAUACAACGGAGUCGUCAAAAUCUGGUGUCCAAUGUAGUGGCUGUACAUCACUGGGGCCCGAAACAGUGUAUGUAUCCCGGGAGGAAGAUGGUACGAUAUAUUGUAGCAGAGAAACUGUUCCCAACCCGGAUGUUACGUCUUUUUUAAGACAAGCAGCCAUACGGAGCAUAACUUGUGAGGUAAAUUGGAGCAAAGAAGGUGGUGUCGUCUAUUUCAAUGACACACACGGCCAUGUUUUGAGCCUCACAUUUCAGUUGAAAGACACCUGGGCCAGAGGAUUGAAGAGAUGGUUCUCUAUAGUAGUACUUAUGAAGGAUAAGAUGCUGUUAUUGAAUCUCACUCCACUGCUGUCUGAGCAUAUGCAGAAAAUAUCAAAAGAGCUGCAGGAAUUAGCAGAGGUAGUGUUCGAUGCAGAACAAAAGGUUUGCUCUCAAAGAGCUCUGCGACUCAAGACAGGCAGGAAUGACUUUGUGCAAUCUCGGUCUCUCAUGCAUUUGACAGGAGAUGACAAUGUAUUCAAAAGGCUACAUUCACAUUUUACAUGGAUGCUGAAAGCUGGUGCCCACACUUAUUCAGAAACAUUAUACACAAGCCAAGACUUGCUCAAGAAAUUACAACCACAGAGCAUAAAGAACUCCAUAUUUGAGCCCGGAGCUUGCUCAGUAUCUGAUGACAAAGAAUGUGUAUCUAUAAGAUCAUUAGAAAAGUUACUAUCGCCUGCAAUUUUUAGGAUCCUCAUGUAUUGUACACUGACGGGGAUCUACAUUGUUAUCAAGACAAGUAAUAUGGAAGCAGCAACCAUCAUAAAAGGACUUUCCAGAUUGUUACCUAUAAAUAUAAAGGAUAAUCCAAGAUUACGACAAAGUAAAAGCGAAGACCAUAUACCUCCCAUUGUAUGCUUUUUAGAAGAAACUGAAAAUAGUAAUUUUAGUAUCAAAUGGGUGGGUACAAUACCAGUCAAAUGUCCCACAUUGAUGAAUAGAAUCGAGAGUUCAAUGAAUAAUGAUAAGUUCAGUGAUGGUGUGUUACAUCAACAUAUCAAAUCUCUACAAUUAGAAUGGCUAGGAAUAGCAAAAGCUGUAAAAUAUGCUGUAGAUGCAUCUGGAAGUAAAUCUGAUGCUGUAACGAAACUCAAGCAAGUAUUUGGAAUAGCACAACAUGAUGAACAGUUGUUGAAUUAUUGGAUGAGUGUAUUUUGUAGCUAAGUUAAUGUCAAACAUUACUUUUUACUGUAGAGAUGUCUGUGAUAUUUUGUUAUAUAUUGUCUAUUUAAUUUUAUAGAAUAUUUUAUGAAUAUAAAAUAAUAUUUGUUAAGGUCCAUCAGAUAAUAAAAUGGUUAAUGCAUAGCUGAAGUAA
This is a messenger RNA of Trichoplusia ni (cabbage looper), 1591 nucleotides long. It is a transcript of the gene BHD, whose product is annotated as folliculin. Bases 148 to 1440 code for a protein of 430 amino acids. Gene Ontology annotation, molecular function: GTPase activator activity. Lineage: Eukaryota; Metazoa; Arthropoda; Insecta; Lepidoptera; Noctuidae. Gene Ontology annotation, cellular component: cytosol. The transcript is spliced from 7 exons. Gene Ontology annotation, biological process: positive regulation of GTPase activity; positive regulation of transforming growth factor beta receptor signaling pathway; negative regulation of transcription by RNA polymerase II. The record is from RefSeq and is a predicted model, not a curated record.